This is a messenger RNA of Guyanagaster necrorhizus, 1169 nucleotides long. RefSeq lists its product as uncharacterized. The record is from RefSeq and is a predicted model, not a curated record. The transcript has 3 exons. The coding region runs from base 223 to 1005 and encodes 260 amino acids. NCBI's taxonomy places the organism in Eukaryota, Fungi, Basidiomycota, Agaricomycetes, Agaricales, Physalacriaceae.
AAAUCUUUGAAAAUGCACUGGGUUUGAAUUUGCCAUCAGAUAUAGGCUCUGGACCUGUGGUAGUGCACUGGCCAGCCCCCCAGAGGCCAUCCUCAUCUAUGGCUUUGACGCAGUCAUGUGUGAUGUAUGGUCUUAGUGAUGGGGGAUGUGGACGCGUCAUUGACAUAAUCACAAUGCCACCCAGACGUCCGCCACUCAACUUUUUUACAUCUAACCACGAUCAUGGAUAUACCUUCGACAUCAGCGUGCACUUCUUUUCCUCAGUACAUCGCUCGUCAAUAUGCAGGUGAAUUGGAGUCUCCGGCGUCGAAUCAAUUCCAUCUCUUCUUCAACGGCGACAUUCCGUUGUCGGUGCCGUGCCUUCGGGCACUCUCUCUUUACGAACAAGCCUUGCAGGUCGCAAAUGAUGAAUCAUCGUUAUCUGACUCCUCGUUUUCCCCCGACGCCACCGCCGCUUUUAACGACUUACACCCACUAACCCCUGCUCAGCUCUCUACCUUCACCUAUCUUGAGAUGAAAGCUCUUCUCUCCUCUGAUCCUGUAUUCGUCGUCAGCAAACAGUUUACCACACUUGAUAGCUUCGAAGUUGACCCCGAAAUUUGUCGCAACUUUCUUCUUGAUGACCCGUGGAUAGCAGUACGUGGCAUAUACUCCAACUUCGUGGUGUGCUCUGGAUGCAGGAGCAUUAUCGCCGGCGAAGAAGACUACCAGCAAAAUGUCGAGGCAUGGAUGUCGCAUCGAGAUUCUUGCGCGGGUAUAGAGGAUAAAAUUCUGAACGCUAUCGUUCAGAGUUGGGACGCUCUAGACGCUAUGUCGCUAAUGAGGGAAACACAGACGAGAUCGCUAUCAUCACGGACGGACGUCAAGAUAGAUUCCCUUCCACAUUUCUCGGAGGGGAUUAGAAAGCUCAGUCAUUUUGAGGUAUGUUAUCCACUGGCAGAAACUAUCUCCAUUGACAGCAGUUUCAUGACUACAGGAACGAAAACGAAAUGUUACUUUUGUUAGAGAGUGGCUGGCCCAGAUUGAAUCGUGACCCUUGUGAAGUGCAUGCAAAUUGUCUAUGUAACAUUUUGAUUAUCUGACGCUAUAAACCCAUUGGCUUAAUCAUGCACGACGCAAGUCAUACCAGGGUGUAGCAGCAUAAUCGCCGCGUGAUAUGAUCCAUCUAU